Messenger RNA from Mollisia scopiformis, 2680 nucleotides. RefSeq names its product alkaline serine protease. NCBI's taxonomy places the organism in Eukaryota, Fungi, Ascomycota, Leotiomycetes, Helotiales, Mollisiaceae. Gene Ontology annotation, biological process: proteolysis. The record is from RefSeq and is a predicted model, not a curated record. Gene Ontology annotation, molecular function: tripeptidyl-peptidase activity; serine-type endopeptidase activity. The transcript has 8 exons. The coding region runs from base 293 to 2329 and encodes 678 amino acids.
AGACCCAUGGUAACUGGAAACCCAGGACAUCACGUACUUGACACAGCCUUGACUGAGCCAAUCUUGUGCGGAGACGAGCAAGGUUACCUACCUAAAUAAUCUUAUCUGCAAGCUCCGGGCGGGAAGCUCGUCGCUAAUAUGCCCUAGUAUCUAGGUACAGCAUCUAGGUACAGCAAGAAGACCUGUUGGGUCAGCCUCGCCGUUGGUCGCGACUGCUGCGCAAUUUUAAGAUGUCGACAUAGUACUUAUACGGGGAGGACCCCUCACUUCUUUUCCAGUCCCUCAUCCCAUCAUGUUGUUCAAUUCUCUGGUGGUAGCUCUCGCCAGCGGCCUCGUCCUUGAGACGUUGGCCAGUCCCCUCUCCCUCGUUGGAGCCAAGGCAAAGCGUGAAGUUCCUUUUACGCAUAGCCUUCAUGAGCGUCAUUUGUCCCACUUGUCAAAUCAGUGGACAAAGAAGUCCAAGGUGCCUGAUACUCAGAUCUUGCCUAUGCGUAUAGGUCUGAAGCAGUCCAACCUUGAGGCUGGUCAUGAUAAACUCAUGGACAUUUCCACUCCAGGGUCUGAGAAUUACGGCAAGCACAUGAGCCCAGAAGAGAUUGUUGACUUCUUCGCCCCGGAAGAGUCCACAAUCGAUGCUGUCACGGCAUGGCUUGCCGAAUCCGGAAUUGGCUCCGACCGUUUUGCAUUGUCUGUCAACAAACAGUGGAUUCAAUUCGACGCAACAACUGGUGAAGCAGAAGAUUUACUCAUUGCUGAGUUCUUCGUCUGGGAGCACGUCUCCGGCACCAAUGACAUCUCGACUGAGGAGUAUCAUAUCCCAACCCACAUCCGGGAGCACAUCGACUAUGUCACUCCCGGUACUAGACUGCGACAAAGGGCCGCGAAGCGACACGUCAACAAGGCAAUCAGAGCUGAUGGGCUCGAAAAGCGUGUACCCGAUACCGUGAAACCAUUGAUUACACAGCUCCCAGGUUUCCCCCACCCGAACUCGAGCGUUUGUGACAUCUACGUUACAGCCGAAUGUACAAGAGUGCAGUACAGUAUUCCGAACGCUACCACAGCAGAAUCAGGAAACCAACUUGGAAUCUUUGAGAGUUUGGAUGUGCACUAUUCUAGAAAGGAUCUUGACAUUUAUUUCAGCACUCUUUACCCGAACAUUCCCAACGGCACUUACCCUGAGGAAGAUCUGAUCGAUGGUGCCAUUGGAGCCAUUGAAGAUACAACCGAGUUUGUGCCGAUCGAUCUUGAAGCUCCCUUGGACUUCGACUCUUCGCAGCCUCUCAUUUACCCCCAGAAGCUCGUUCUUUUCCAAGAAGACGAUGAGUACUAUGAGUCCACUGGUGAUUUCAAUGGCUUCUGGAACACUUUCCUCGAUGCUAUUGACGGCAGCUACUGCACCUACAGCGCAUUUGGCGAGACCGGUGACUGCACCAUCGAGGCUUGCCUUGAUCCCGCCUAUCCUGACCCCAACCCCGGCGGAUACAAGGGUCAAUUGCAAUGCGGUGUCUACAAGCCGACGAACGUCAUCUCCAUCUCAUAUGGUGGCGACGAAGCUGGGUUUCCCGACUUCUACAUGAAGCGUCAAUGCAACGAAUGGAUGAAGCUUGCACUUCAAGGAACCACCAUUGUUAUGUCAUCUGGCGAUUCGGGUGUCGGUGGCCCUGCAGGAACUUGCAACGGCGCAGAAGGUAACAUCUUGGAAGUUGACUUCGCCAGCACAUGCCCGUAUGUGCUGUCUGUCGGCAGCACAGAAUGGGACCGCUUCAGCAACACAACCCUUCCAGUUCCAGGCGAGAAGCUAUUGGAAGUCGCCACCAAGCGAUUCCCAUCCGGUGGUGGAUUUUCCAACGUCUUUGGUGUCCAGGACUACCAGAGAGAUGCCGUUUCUGCUUACUUUGACCAAGUCGAGUCUAGCUUGGGUUUCAGCGGUUAUCAUCAUUAUAUCAACAACAGCGACUUCAGCAGUGUUACUGGUGGUAUUUACCAUCACGGUGGACGUGGAUACCCAGAUGUUGGAGCUGUUGGAGAUCGUCAAGUCGUUUACUCGAACGGUUCUUGGUGGUUGGUCGGCGGUACAUCGUUGUCUUCACCUGUGUUCGCCUCGGUCUUGACUUUGAUCAAUGAAGCGCGUCUUGCUGCUGGCAAGAGCACUGUUGGUUUCAUUCAUCCUGUUAUCUAUCAACACCCCGAAGCUUUCAACGACAUCACCAGCGGCAGCAAUCCUGGAUGUGGCACACCUGGUUUCCCCGCAGCCAAGGGAUGGGAUCCCGUUACUGGACUUGGUUCACCAAAUUUCCCUGUAUUGAUGGAGGUUCUGAUGGGUAUAUGACCUUACAAGCUAGUAUAGACCAUCAUAGUGGGCCUCUCUUCUAUGGGGAUUAUCAUCCUUCAAAGAUAGACAGACAUAAGAUAAUACAUAAUGGCAUAUCUUAGUAUUCCGAAGUUUACUCAUUAUCUCUAUUGCGUUGCUCGAAGAAGUGAAGCACUAAGCGAAGCCCCUGAACCUAGCAAAGCCGUCUGAAGGUUGAUUUCGACAAUUCAAAUUCUUCUCCCGCCAGUCUAGAUCUCCCAAUUCCUCGAGCAUACCCAAAUACCAACUCUGAUCCAAAAAGUCCUCAUCCACAACAGAAAACCCAUCACACGAUCAAAGAAGCAGCAAGCAUAACAAGCCCCCCAAACC